AUGAGUGACCUUGAGGUAGAAACCCUUACAGAGAAGAUUUCUAGUGAAAAGUAUGGAACAAACACCCAUAUAGCAAUUCUACCGAGUCCAGGUUUGGGUCACCUCAUCCCACUAGUCGAGUUUGCCAAGCAACUUGUUCACCGCCACAGCUUCUCCGCCACUUUCAUCAUCCCCACUACCGCCCCACCGUCCUCAGCUCAAACCGCAGCCCUCGAAUCCCUACCCAAAUCCAUAAACUACCUCUUUCUUCCUCCAAUCACCUUCCACGACCACUUCGAAGGCCCUGAGGCCGUAACACAAAUCGCCCUCACGGUAAUUCGCUCUCUUCCUUCGUUUAGCGAGGUUUUGGAGUCACUCAUUGCCACCACCAAGUUAGUUGCUUUAGUGGUUGAUUACUUGAGCACCGAAGCAAUUCAUGUAGCAAAACAGUUUUGUAUCUCCUCUUACUUGUUCUCUCCCUCGCCGGCCAUGGCUUUGUCUUGGUGCUUCUUCUUUCCAAAGCUUCACGAUCAGUUAGUUUCUGAUAAUUACAGAGACCUUCCUGAAUUGGUCCAAAUACCAGGCUGCGUACCGGUUCAUGGUAGAGACCUUGUGGUGGACCUGGUUCGAGACCGCGACACUGUGGCCUAUAAAUGGAUUCUUCACCAUUGCAGACAGUUCAGUCUUGCUGAUGGCAUAAUCCUAAACAGCUUUAUGGACUUGGAACCGGGACCCAUAAAGGCUUUGCAAGGAGAUGAACCGGGAAUCCCACAGGUUUAUCCAAUUGGACCAAUUGUCCGAGCCGGUUCAAGUAAUCCGCUCGAGCGGUCAGAGUGUUUACAGUGGUUGGACAUCCAGCCACGUGGCUCGGUCUUAUUCGUCUCGUUCGGGAGUGGUGGGACUCUCUCAAAUGAUCAACUCAAUGAACUAGCCCUAGGGUUGGAGGUGAGUGGUCAUAGGUUUUUGUGGGUUGUAAAGAGUCCAAAUGAUAGUGCCAAUGCUACAUAUUUUAGUGUCCAAAGCCAAGAUGACCCUUUUGGUUUCUUGCCAAAUGGGUUCAUGGAGAGGACCAAAGAGCGAGCUCUACUGGUCUCAUCUUGGGCACCACAGGUUGAGGUCCUGAGUCAUGGCUCAACCGGUGGGUUCAUGACUCACUGUGGUUGGAACUCGGUUUUGGAGAGCGUUGUCAAUGGCAUACCAUUGAUUGCUUGGCCACUCUUUGCUGAGCAAAAGAUGAAUGCGGUGAUGCUAAGUGAGGGUUUGAAAGUGGCACUGAGACCAAACAUGAACCAGAAUGGGAUUUUGGGUAGAGAUGAGAUUGCAGAAGCUGUGAAGGCUCUAAUGGAAGGAGAUGAAGGAAAGAUGCUUAGAAAUCAUAUGUUGGAAUUAAAGGAAGCUGCUCUAAAGGUCCUAAGCAAUGAUGGGUCUUCCACAAAGUUACUCUCAGAGUUGGCACAUAAGUGGAAGAGUGUUGGAAGCAUUUGAGAUGAUCAACAAUGCUAGUGGAGUCUUUGAAGUUGCUGCUGCUGUUGCCGCCUUAUUGAGAUUGCUGUUAUGCUGCUUGCUGCUUUUUUUUGGACUAUUCUGCCUCUUGCUAUUGUUUGUUUCUUACUACCGUAUGUUGUUGGUUGGCUUCCCACCAAUAUGUGGUGUGCUAAUAUAUGAUUAGAUCUGCUUUACUAUGCCAA
Messenger RNA from Camellia sinensis, 1667 nucleotides. Lineage: Eukaryota; Viridiplantae; Streptophyta; Magnoliopsida; Ericales; Theaceae. The record is from RefSeq and is a predicted model, not a curated record.